This is a messenger RNA of Acanthosepion pharaonis, 753 nucleotides long. The record is from the annotation of a GenBank genome assembly. NCBI's taxonomy places the organism in Eukaryota, Metazoa, Mollusca, Cephalopoda, Sepiida, Sepiidae.
AUGUUCAAGCAUAUUAAAACCCGGAAAUUGAAAUUAUCUAUCUAUCUAUCUAUCUAUCUAUCUAUCUAUCUAUCUAUCUAUCUAUCUAUCACAAUCUUCUAUUCGUCUCUCUCUCUCUCUCUCUCUCUCUAUCUAUCUAUCUAUCUCUCUCUCUGUUUAUAUUUAUCUAUCUCAAUCUGUUCAUAUCUAUCUAUCUAUCUAUCUAUCUAUCUAUCUAUCUAUCUAUCUAUCUAUAUAUCUCAUACUUGCAUAUUCGGAUUUUUGUUUUUCCAUAUUUUUCUUCUAUCUAUCUAUCUAUCUAUCUAUCUAUCUAUCUAUCUAUCUAUCUAUCUAUCUCAAUCUGUUCAUAUUUAUCUAUUUCAAUCUAUCUAUCUAUCUAUCUAUCUAUCUAUCUAUCUAUCUAUCUAUCUAGUAGUAGUUGCGUAUAUACCACCGUCUACUGUCACAGCAUUCUUUCUUUCUUUCUUUCUUUCUUUCUUUCUUUCUUUCUUUCUUUCUUUCUUUCUAGCACCCGGUUGUAUUCCAGUAUACUGUCACUGCAUUCUUUCUUUCUUUCUUUCUUUCUUUCUUUCUUUCUUUCUUUCUAGCACCCGAUUAUAUUCCAGUCUACUGUCAUGUCUUUCUUUCUUUCUUUCUUUCUUUGUAGCAUCCGAUUUUAUUCUUGUCUACAGUUAUGUCUUUCUUUCUUUCUUUCUUUCUUUCUUUCUUUCUUUCUUUCUUUUAACUCUGUUUUCCCUCACAUUCCUUCUUUAA